AUGAUCCCGCUCGCCGAUGCUGCGGACGAGGACCUCGGCCUGGUGCUCCCCGCAGUUUUCGCGGAGGCUGCGGCCGGCAUGCCGCCGCCUCGCCCGCGGCCGGCGCAUCGGCCUGUCUUGCCCUUCCGCGGCCGCGGUGUGGAAGGCAGAUCCGGUCGCGGUGCCUCGUCGCAGGCCGCGCCUACGCCUUCGGCCGCUGUGCCCGUCGCUGAUGCGUCGCGGGCGGACCGCAGCCGCACGCUGCUGUACGCUGGCGCGGAUGAUGAGGAACCCAGCGCUGUAGGGCUCGACCUCACCGGCGAGCUCAGCCGCAUCAUUGACCAGCAUGCGGCGCUCGAGACCCAGACGGCGAUCCUCGAGUCUGAGUUCCAGGCGAAAGAAACAGCGUUGACUGAGCGUCUGGAGGUGGCUCUUCUGGAACGCACGGAGGCUCUCAGCGCCCAGGCUCACGCAGACCUCCGGUCCGAGCGCGGGCUCAUGCAGCGCCGGUUGGACGAGGCGACAGCCGCGGCCCAACACGAGUGCCACGAGAGACUUGCGGUGAGCUCGCGCGAGCUCCGUGCGGCAGAGCAGCAGAUGGCGGCGACGGACCGCCAGCAGCUUGCCGGCAUCCUGGCCGCGGAGUCUGCUGCAUACGCCGCUGCUGACCAAAGGCGCCGCGAGGAGUGCGAUGCGAUCCAUGCUCAGGCGCUCCGGAACCUCGAGGCGCAGCGCGUGGAGCUCAGCGCAGUGGUCUCCACGGCUUCCUCGCGCCUGGCCGCCGCGGGCGAACUGGAGGCCGCGGCUUCCAGGGCAGAGCAGCAGUCGCAGGCGCAGGCCGCUGAGGCUCAGCAGCGCGCCGCCGCAGCGGCGCAGCUCGAGUCCUCCACACAGCAGGCGUUCGUCGGCUUCGAGGGCCGCACAAGGCUGCAGCUUCGCCAAUACGAAGCCCAGAUUGCCAAUCUGGAGGCCCAGCAGGAGCAGACGAAACUCCGGGCCGACCGCGCGGCAGGGCUGGAGGCGCAGGUCACGGUGCUCCAUUCUCGGCUCACCGAGUCCGAGCAGCGCGUGCAUGCAUUCAGAGACCGAGCCCAGCAAUGGGCCAAUGACCUCGCAGCCACGGCUGAGGCGCAGCGCGGCGAGCAGCUCGAGGUGCAGACCGCGCUGCAGCAGCGUGUUGACAUCCUCGAGCAGGAGGUCGAGAAUUGGAAACACAUCGCAUCGGUGGCCGAGGAGCGGCGGGUGCAGCCGCCGCAGCACGAUCCAGUGCUCUCCCAGCCUCCUCCGCCGCCGCUGCAACCGCAGCCUGACCGCCUGACAGGGCGUUUCGUCUCUGCGGACGGCGUCCUCACGCAGCCGCAGCACUUCCACAUGGCCACGCCCUCGCGGCCGUUGGCCGCGCCACAGCCGGGCGCGGCGGCCGCGUCCGAGCCGGCGCCAGCGCCGCACGCGCAGCCGCGCCCUGGCCCGAAUCGCGGCGUGCUCCCUGGCCAUGGGGCCGGGGUCACCAUGAGGGCUCACAUCGCGGCCGCCGGCGCCCCCGGCGGAGGCGGCCCGCCAGACCGCCUUGGCGCCGGUGGCAGCGUGCGGUCCGAGCCAGUCCAGAGGCUCCCGACCCAGUUGCAGCAGCGCCCGUCCGCAGCGCAGGCCCCCGCAGCUCAGCCUGACCUCCCUCCUGGGCUUCGGGGCCCUCGCCGCCCUGGCGGUGACGACGGCGCUGGCGGCGACGACUCGCCGCCUAGCACGCCUGGGGCCUCCGGCGCGCGCCGCAGCCGGAAGAGCAGAAAGAGUAAGAGGUCACCCUCGAGCUCGUCGAGUUCGACUGAGGACGACAUCCGCCGGCGGAAGGGAGCGGUGAAGUCCUUGACAUUGGACCCGCUGCCCUCUGCCGUGGGCCUUCGGGAGUGGGUGCAGGACACCUACGUGAAGGUGAACGCAGCGAGCAAGCGCAGCAAGCGCCGCACAAUGCGGUGGAUGCAGCGCAUCGAGACCGUCAACGACAUCUCGGAGCUCGAGGCGUUGGCGGAGAAGCAGAAGAGGUGGGGCGAUCUCGACUCCGCGCUCGCCGAGGCCGUCUUGGCCAUCGCCGACAGCAACUUGAAGCGUGAGCUGCUGAUCUACCGCGAGGAGCGGUCGAGGAUGGGCUUGCCGCUCUCCGGCCGCUGCGCGCUGUACAUGGUGUAUUACAGGUACACAAUCGAGCGCGGCCAGGCGAUGAGCGUCGACCUCACCACCUUGGUGGGCCUCCGGUUCGGAGGGGACCUCGAGGGCUUCUUGAAUGCCUGGGACUACGCCUUGAUGGCCUUGGCCAAGGUGCCGGACGAAGACAUGCUGUGCUCGCUCCUCGAGUGCCAGCUCCGGAAGUGCAAGGGGUUGGAGCCCGCUUUCGUGACCUAUGAUGCCGCCGAGGAGGGCACCGCGACCCGCACCUCCGCCUUCCUCUACAACGCCGCGCGGCGGGAGAUCGUGCGGCGUCAGCGCGGGCAAGUGCGGGACGACUUGAUGAAGCUGCCUCAGAAGGCCGCCCCCGCCAAGGCCGCCGCAGCCGCAGCCGCAGCCACCGCUGCUGCGAAGGCCAAGGCGCAAGCGACGCCGCAGGUCCGCUCCGGUGAGAUCUGCCAGAUGUUUGCUCGGGAUGGUUCGUGCCGCUUCGGUGCGAAUUGCAAGUUCGAGCGCGUCGGGGCCGCCUCUGCGCCAGGUGCCGCCGCGGCGAAAGCCAAGGCCAAGGCCAAAGCUGAGGCCGCAGCCAAAGCUAAGGCUAAGGCCAAGGCGCAGGCGAAGGCGAAAGCGGCGGCCGCCGCCACCUCCCCCGCCGCUGCCGCGGCCAAGCCAGAUGACCGGCCAGCGUGCCGCUUCUGGCCCAAGGGCGAGUGCACCAAUGGCGAGAACUGCGCGUUCAAGCACGUUGGCCCUGGCAAGGCCAAAGUGCCGGGCGCCGUCUGCCGCGCCGCCCCGGCCACUGGUGGCCCCAGCGACGACCUUGACGAGUUCGCUUUGGACUCCGGCACUGGCAAUGACCUGGUCCCCGUAGGGACCCAAGGCGUCCGCCGCCAGCGCGACGACCUUUGCUUCCUGAGCACGGCGAACGGCGUGAUCGCGCCCGAGACCACCGUGACUGUGGGCCUGGAGGCGCUGAACGAGGAUGCCGAGGCCAUCGAGCUGCCAGAUACCAUUCCGGCGCUCUCGCUCGGGCGCCGCUGCGCCCAGCAUGGCUACCGCUUCGUGUGGGAGCCGUUCGCUGACAAGCCCGGGUUCUACGCGCCUGAGGGCUCGCAGGUCGACGUCCGCGUGGAGAACUUCGUCCCGAUGGUGGGGGGCGGCCGCCCCAGCCAGCCGGCCGGCGCUCGCCGACAGGUGCGAUGCAUGCCUGCCAUGGCCUCCGCAGAGGCUGACCACGCAGCCCCCGCCGCAGCGGAGGUCGCUGGAGCGGCGAAUGGGGCAACCCACGCCGCAGCCCAGGCCGCCGCAGCGGCCGACCAUGUGGCCCCUCCCGCAGGGGGGCCCCUCAGUGCGCACUCCGACCAGCAGGCCUCAGCCAAUGUUGUUGCCUUGGAUGCCGCUGCCGAUCCUGGGGAGGCGCCGCCAGCGCCGCCCUCGACAAUUGCGCCUGCUGCCAGCGCUGGUGGCCCAGACAAGGCGCUGCAAGACUUCGAACGCGUGCUCGAGGGCGAUCCGACCGAGCACGACGCGGAGAUUGACUGGGACGGGAUCCCGCUGAAGUGCGGUGUCUGCGAGGACGACGUGGUGAUCGACGCAUCGAUCCAUAACGACCCGCAGUCCAUCCUCCACCUGGCCACGCACCUGCCGAAAUGCCCGCCCGGCGUCUGCGCGGGGUGCGACUUCGGGAAGACGGCGAAGAGCCGCAGCUCGCGCCGCCCCGCUCCAGCUGUGGAGCUUCAUGCACCGGACGCUUCCGUCGAGUCCUUCGGGGCCCUUGUGCACAUGGACCACAUCGAAAUGGAGCACGGAUCUGAGGCGAGGAAGGCAUCGGCCUACAGCCUGCACAUCCUGGACGAGUCCACGGAGUUCUUCUCGCCGUACCCGGCGCGCCGCCGGGACACCGACACAGUGCUCAACAGCGUGGGCUCCUUCGACUCCGCCCCGCCGAAGAUUCGGAGCGAGCGCUGGUGGCCUCUCGCCGAGCGGCACUGGGCGGCAAACUACAACGGCAGCGUCAAGAACAAGGCCGGCCUCACCCGGUGGCAACGCCGCUUUGGGGAGCCAGCUCCCUUCGUCAUCUACCCGUUCGGCGCCCUCGUCCUCUUCCGGCCGCCAGCCGGCUCCAAGCUCCCGAAGCUGGAGGGCGACCCCUGCAGCUCCAGCAAAUGGAAGAACCGACUGGUGCCUGCACUUCUGGUCGGCGAAGCGGCCGGCCCGGCCGAGCAGUGGGCCAAGAGUUACUUGAUCGUCCCGCUCGCGGCCAUCCUGGCCGACGGCCGGGCCUCUAGAGUCAGCGUCCGCACCGUCGCCGACGUCGUCUUCCCGUCGAAGGUGACGUUCCCUCUAGCGCAGCGCCUGGCGUUCAACGGCGCAUUCCGUGACCUCAGCCUGCCGGCGCCGCACACCAACGACGACGCCGAGGGGGGCUAUGAGCUCAUCGCCGACGAGCCUUGCGAGGAGGACGUGCUUGCGUACGACGGGAUGCUGAAGGAGAACAGCCCCCAGUUCUCUUCGACGAGGGCUUCGAUGCUCGACGUCGCCUUGGCCAUCGAUCCUGACUCCCAGGAGGGCCUGGACGUCGUGGGCCAAGCCGGCGAUGGAGACGCAGGCGCCGACGAUCCUCAUUCUGGUCAUGCUGCGGUCGAGCCCGACGUUGCCGAAACUGCGCGGCUCGGCGUCGACGCCGACCCCGUCGUGCAGCGGGAGAUCAAGCCUGGACCCGGGCGCUCGCCGCCGAGCGGCUGGAGGCGAGACGACUUUGGCGCCGACGGCCACAUCAGGCGUUCGGUGUGGGUGCCACCGUGGUCCACUCGUCCGCCUACGCUCGAGCCAGAGGUGUGGCUCUCCCUGACCAUGAAGCACAGGCAGGCGCAGCGUGACAAGUGGAAGGCUGCUGACCCCGCAGGGUUCGCAGCUCAGGAGAAGAGGCGCGAGGACUAUCAAAACCUGAAGGCGAAGGGCAAGGUCGCGACGGCCGUCCCAUCGAUGCCUCGCCUCGCGUGCUCUGCCUUCUCGGGCACCCCGCACGAGGUGUACUACGAGCCGCCUCGGCAUACUUGGCACCGAGGCUCGGCCGCAGCUGGCGGGCAGCACGCCCAUGCUCCUUCCAGCGAUGCCCGCGUGGCUUCCGGCCGCGCCGCAGGACCUGCAGCUCCAGCAGCGCCGGCUGGCCUCGUCAUACAGGCGCCCACGGUGCCUGAGAUCAUCGCCGCAGCGAUGCCAGCCAUCAUGAGCGGCAAGUACAACCAGAUGCUCGUCGAGCUGUGCUGCUCUCCGGAGUCUUGCCUGUCCGCCUUCGUCCCGGCCAGGUGCAUCGCCAUCCGCGUGACCGAGCAGCUUGACCUUUCCGCCGAGAAGACCCUCCGAGCUGUUCAAGACAUCUUGAAGAGGGCGGCCCGUAAGAAACUGAGGACCAUGAUCUGGACAGCCGUCCCCAUGGCGGUGACGCGGGCCUUGAUCACCAAUGUCGCGAAGGUGUGCACCUACGCUCGUGACAAGGGCCAGGACGUCACCUGGGAGUGGCCUACAAACUCCGACCUGUGGUCGAACGACCGCGUGCACCAGCUGAUCAACACCGUCGGCGGCAAGUUCGUGAAGGUAUCGGCCUCCGCCGUCGGCCAGCAGCAUCAGCAUGCAGGCCGCGUGGUGUACACCCAGAAGGAGUGGACGCUGUGCUCCACGGACGACUCCGUUACGAUGACUUUCGAGAAUUAUUCCGUCGACGAAGCUGCCGACAGCAAGGAGUUCGUCCGCUGCCGCGGGAACAUUGCGAAGCAGACCGCCCAGUACACGGAGCAGUUCGCACGUCUCUUCUGGAGCGCUCGCCGUGCAGGCAUUUUACCUGCUGCUCCUGGCGUCCCGCGGUCCCGGGCAUUCUUCAAAAGCACAUCCGCCAUCGACGACAGUGACGACGACCCGCACCACGAGCAUCGUGAGCAUGAUGCUGGCCCGCCGCGCCACCCUCUGUGGUGCGCCCUCGUGACACGGGUGGUCAAGCCCAAAUCGUCCGAGGCAGAUUGCGACGGUGCCCGCAAGGCGUUGGAGAAGGAGCUGCACGGGAUGCGCUCCAAGCAGGUCUGGGACACCAGCGAUGUUCACAGUUUGCGGGACCUUCUGAACGACGAGUCCCUUUCUGACGCCAUGCUGGGCCGGGUGUUUGCAAUUCUGGGGAUAAAAGGAGAAGAGCUUGGAAAAGAUGCCCAGCAAUGGAAGGCUAGAGUGGUAUUUCAAGGAUCCAACAUCCGAACUAAGUCGGGCGUGUCGGCUGCAGACCUGUUCGAAGAAGUUGCCAAUGCUCCGGCAUCCUUCGCCGCGGCACGCGCUGCCCUGGCGGCCGCGGCCCUCACCGGCCGGGAGGUCAGCCUGAGGGACGCGGAGGCUGCAUACCUCCAGGCUCUGAUCGACACUCCGUUCCGGAUCCCCACCUACGUCGAGCUCCCACGGGAGUGGUGGCCAGACAGUUGGUUCUUGGACGGCGCAGCACGCCAGAGACCUAAGUAUGUCCGGCCUCAUUGCCGGCUCAAGAAGGCUCUGUAUGGCCACCCCGAGGCCGGGGCGCUGUGGGAAGCCAAGUUGAACAGCAUUCUCAAGCAGCAUGGCUGGGAGCCCGCUGGCCUCGACCAUCCUGGAGUUCAUGUGCACCCUGAUGGAGGCAUUUUCGUCGUGUACGUGGACGACAUGCUCAUGAUCGCUCCGCCGAGCAUCGCCGGGCCAUUUUGGAGGGCGCUCGACACGGCGAUCGUGUUCAAGGAGCGGGAGCAGGAGAUCGAGAGGUACUUGGGGGCCCGCUACACCAUGGACCCGGUCAACCCUGCCUGCCCGUCGGCCGCUCGUCGGCUCCACACGGACAUGGACGACUAUGUGGCCAACGCCCUCGCCAGGUUCGCUAGCGAGUACGGGGGUGAGCUCCGCAAGGUGACGUCGCCGUUUCUCUCGCCGGAGCAGUGGGCUGAAGACGGCGUGCGCCCCGGCGUUUUCGCCGGCAGCUGCGCCUCGCACGUUGCGACGUUGCUGUUUUUGUCCCGGGUCGCACGGCCAGACAUCGCCGUCGCCGUGCAGCGCCUCUGUUCGGUGGUGUCAAGGUGGAGCACAACCCACGACGCAGCACUGGUUCGCUUGUACGCCUACCUGAAGGCCGCUGGCCCCAUGGCCCUCGCCGCCGAGAUGGCCCCCGAUGACAUCUUCGACCUGGAGCUCCUGAUGUGGUCGGACGCCGACUGGGCUGGCGACUCAGAGCACACGAAGUCUACAGGCGGCGUCCUGGUGGAACUUCACAGCCCGACUUCCGGUCGGCGCUGGCCGCUUUCGUGGGCUGUUCGCAAGCAGACGUCCACGGCCGGCUCGACAGCCGAAGCGGAGACGGUGGCUCUCAGCCACAACACCAAGCACGAGGGCAUUCCCACGCAGAUGCUCCUCGAGCGGAUGCUUGGCAUCGACAUCCCGCUGGUGGCGCUCGUGGACAACACGCAGGCCAUCUCUGCGGUCACUAAGGGCUACAGCAAGAAACUGAAGUUCUUAGAGAGAACCCACAAGGUGUCCAUCGGGUUCUUGCACGAGCUUGUGGUGGAGCGCGGCGCGAUGAUCCUCAAGCACGCGCCCACCGCGACGCACCGGGGCGACGGCUUCACGAAGGCCAUGUCCCCGGCAAGGUUCAUGGAGGCCCGCGACCUCAUGGGCAUGAUCCGCACCAGGCCUUGA
This is a messenger RNA of Prorocentrum cordatum, 7836 nucleotides long. NCBI's taxonomy places the organism in Eukaryota, Dinophyceae, Prorocentrales, Prorocentraceae. The record is from the annotation of a GenBank genome assembly.